CAUGUAAAGAGGGCGUGUUCAAGCACACUACGGAGGCAGGCUGGGCUCAUUGUAGUGAGUUAUUGCACUUCAGAGCAGCAGCACCGCUUCAGAGGAUGCACUGACAGCAACUGCAACAUUUCUAUGUUAAAUAAGAGACAUUUGUCUGUCUAACAAGAGUUAUUUUGGAUUUCCGGAGAGUGUUUCAUCGUCUCCUCCUCUUGGUUUGCUGAACGCACCCCCACCGUCAGUCAACCUGCUGGGGGCCUGAAAGUGAAGCAGCAGCAGCAGCCGGCUUUAUGAAUGGGGAUGCUCGGUUCCCAGGCUGACCGCAAUUGAGGAGGAUCAAUAUUCAUUCCAAGGUCUCUAACAAGGAUUAUAUUCAAGAUUUGGAAGCUCUCUGUCCAUAAGAAAACAACCACGAUGCCCAUCCUAAAACAGCUAGUGUCUGGCUCCUCCCAGACCAAGCGCCGCUCCCGCAUGGACCUGACCAGGGAGAUGAUCAGCGCUCCGCUGGGCGACUUCCGCCACACCAUGCAUGUAGGCCGCAGCGGCGACGCGUUCGGAGACACAUCCUUCCUCAGCACCCGCUCAGGUGAACCUCCCCCUGAGAACAAUUUCUUCCCCCGCUCUCCCCGGCCCGGCCUCCUGUCUCGCACCUUCAGGAGCAGCAAGCGCUCCCAGUCGGUGAACCGAGUGGACCAGCAGAGCACCCUGCUGACCCCUGGUGGCUCACCCACCUAUGUGAAGAAUGCCAUGUCUCUGCCCUUCCUCAAUGAUGAUGGCAGCGGGGACGGUAUGGUGGCGAAGAGUUUGUCCUCGAGUCCUUUAAAGCAAAUCGGGGAGGUGGACGGGAGAGGCGCAGCUGCAACCGCUCACUUCCUGGAGCUGCAAGAGCGGAGCUUCGGGGAGCUGACUGAGCUUCCGGAGAGCUCCCACCACUACGGAGGUGGCAUGAAGCACGCCGAGUCGGUAAUGUCUUUCCAUGUCGACCUCGGACCCUCCAUGAUGGGCGACAUCCUGGGGGUGAUGGAGAAGGAGGAGGACGAUCUCGGCUACGAGGAGGGCAAGAGCAGCGAGGGCCGGGCCUCGCCGCCUCUCAGCACCCACGGUGGCGAAGAGGACAGCGUGGAGAGAGAAAAAGAUGUGGAUGCGGAGGAGGAGAUGGAGAUGGAGGAAGAAGCUGCAGAACAGCCGGCCCCUAUGCAUCCAGCCAGCUCUGUAGACUUGGCGCCUGAGAACGGAGGUCCGUACACCCCAGAGUACACUCCCGAGACUCGGCCCAAACACUUGCAGCAUCUAGACAGCUGCUCCAUGUCCAGCUCUGGCUCGGCUGCCCUGGACGAGAAACCAAACAGCCAGACGUAUGCAGGAGAUACAGACAGCGCCACCUUUAGCGCCCCGCCAGAGGAGGACAGCAACUUCUCCUCUUUCUUGGAGGAUGAAGACGAUGAGAUCCGCGUAUGAGACUCUGAAGUCUUCUAAAAAAAAAAAAAAAAAUAGGACAGCGCUCUGGAAGGGGGAUUAUGUGAAACUAGCAAGUCCUCAGACAGUGUGGAUUUGCACUUGAACAGAAAAGAGACACUGUUGUCGGGUACUGUGGGAAUGGGACUGUGAAGAAGACGGAGGACUCUUACUUUGUAGGUCUGCAAGGAGAGAGUGACUGCUCCUUUUGGAAGAGCCCAAACUCCAUCUGUCAGAGAGCCUUUUCCCCUCCACUGUCUGUCAAUCCGUCUCCGCCUUUUGAACACUGAGGGAGCUGACAUGGAAGAGCAGCCACUCUUUGAAUAUGGAACAUUCCAGAAGCAAGCAGGGAGGACGGGUUAGAAAGAAACUUUUAGGAAAAACACUUUCCAUAACUAAAGCUCAGUUCACGCUUUGUCUCGCCUUUCCUCUCACUUGACGCGUCACAUGUGCUUUUCAAAUUUGGUUCGCCUCUCUGCUUGUUGUGCUUUCUCUCGCUGGCUGUGGGACAUCAUGAGGCCUGAGCUGAACAGACGGCCUCUGUCACCGCAGGAUUACUGGUGGGUAUCUUGUCACAAUAAAGGGGGCUGUGUUUGUCACUGGAGUGUGAAGCCCUGCCUUGAGCCCCUUUCAUCUGAAAAUAAUAUAGUCAAGUGCCAUAGAUUUGUCAGAGUUUUCUCCCUUGUGCAACUCAGGGUCCUUGUGACGCCGCUCAAAGGCUGCCAUUUCCUGCUCUAAAGCCGGACCACAAAGCCCAAAAUUCUCCUGUUUUUAAUUCACUGAGUGCGCCACACAGGAUUAGCCUCAGUGUAAAUUAGACAGAAGCAGGGUGGUAAAGUUAAUGGAGAUGGAUUGGCCUGCAUUUACUAUAAAGCAUGGUGUUACUACAGGAAGCCAGAGGUGUGAAGGGUAGUGUGAGGGGGAUUGUAUGUACACUGUGUUUGUUUCUCUUUUCCAAUGAUUUUUUUUCCCUACCCUGAAGCCGUAAUGAUGAUGAUGUUACAGAUUUAUGAUGACUGACAUGAAUUGUCUCCAUCUUCCUGUUACUAAUUUGUCAUUUUCGACGUUUGAAACUGAAAAGAGUCUGACAACCACUUCCUUCCUUGUUUGCGUACAUCCGAGCAGCUGCAGUGGUGCAACUGAACUGUGCAAAGGAUUAUGAUCCUCAUUAGUCCUUGGGCUGCCUUUUUACAUGGCAAGCCGUUUUAACAUUUAAUAGCUAAGCUUGACUAUCCGGUAUUAACAUUAGAGAUAUCCACAAUUGCAUUUUUCAAAAUAAUUUGUAUUCAAGAUAUCUAUAACAUCAUUCUGACUAAAUGACAGAGAUCUCUAACUGCAGUGAUGUCACUGAAAACAACACUCGACUCGUCACACAUCCUAAAUAACAGUUACAGAUAUCUCAAAGGUCAUCAUGACUAGUCAGAGUUGUUGUGAAUGACGUUGCUCAUUACAAGGCUUCCCAUUGGAUAUUGGCCCAACAAAGCAUUUGAACAGUGUUCGCAGAAGCUUUUGCCAACUUGGAUAGUUCGGUAAAGUUUGAAAGAUAUUCACAGAUUCAAACUUCCCGGAUCAAUAACUAACUCAUAUCUCCAAUUAAAUGAUCACUAUUCCUAACUCCAGUUUGAGAUAUCUACAACAUCAUUUUGACUAGUCAUAAUUCCAGUUCAAGAUAUCUACAACGUCAUUCUGAUUAGUCAAAAUUGAAUUUAAGAUAUCUUAAAAAGGUCAAUGUAGAUAUCUUGAAUCGAGGGGAAUUAAAGAUAUCUUGAACUGGAAUUACGACUAGUCAGAAUUAAGUUGUAGAUAUCUGUAAUUCACAUUGCGGAUAUCUGCAACUGAAUUGUGGAUGUCUGCAUACACAUGAAUGGCAAAAGUAGUUGGAAUCGUACCGGUGAAAAAUGUAAUUACAGAUAUCUUGAAUUUUGACCAGGCAGAAUGACGUUUCAGAUAUCUCUAAUGAAUAUCCAGUCUAGCUAUUAAUGUUAAAAACGGCUCGCCCAUAGCCUUUAUGUAUAAAACAGUUUCCACUACUACUCAUGAGGAGGGCUUUAGGGUAUGUAUUGUUGAAAAUCAGCAGGCACAAUUAAACCAGACACUACUAGUAUUUGGUGUUUAAUACCUGUUUUUUUAUCUUUGAAAACAAAAAGAAACUUUGCUAUGUUUAUGUUAAGUCUGUUUAUAGAGUGGAUGAAAAAGAAAGACAGCCAGCGAUAGAUGCAAGAGCAUUAACAAAAAAAGCUUGCUAUUUUUUAUGCAAGUUGCAUAGUCAUUGCAGCCCGACUGUAUCUCUUGCAUCAUUAAAAGCUGCGGCCAGAAGUAUCGAGGCUCAGUUGCGCUGAUUGAUUUCACUGCCUUAACUGAAACUGACAGAUGUGCCAAAUCAUAAUUUUCUAGCCAAAAAUAAUUUUACUUGUGAAGCUCACUUUUGGGAGAGCCUGUCAAAUCUGUCUGGCACUUCCCUCUCUGUAUGGGUAAUCACUGUUGAAUUUAAGUUUAAGGCUGAGCUUCAGCUUGUAGGUUGAAAAAAAUAAAGAAGUGUUAUUAAAAAAAAAAAAAAAAAAAAAAGGGGGAGAAAGAAUGAAUUUGCGUAACUGGAUAUUUAUAUUCCAAUCACUCAAACACUACAUAAUAUAUUCAGGUAAUUUCUAGGGUUAACAAGUUUGUGCGAAUGGUAAGAUGUCAGCGUUGCCCUUUCUGUAUAAUGUUGUAUAUUAUGCCUUACUUCUUUACUGUUAUCCUUUUCUGUGUUAUCCAAAUAACCUAUAUUUUUCAAUAAAAGAAAUACUGCUGCAUA
This is a messenger RNA of Sebastes umbrosus (honeycomb rockfish), 4237 nucleotides long. It is a transcript of the gene cdc42ep4a, whose product is annotated as CDC42 effector protein (Rho GTPase binding) 4a. The transcript is spliced from 2 exons. The coding region runs from base 403 to 1446 and encodes 347 amino acids. NCBI's taxonomy places the organism in Eukaryota, Metazoa, Chordata, Actinopteri, Perciformes, Sebastidae. The record is from RefSeq and is a predicted model, not a curated record.